AUGGAGAUGCAGAUACUCGUCAGGAACAUGAGGCUGAGUGACCGAUCAGAGGAUUACAUUCAGAAGAAGAUUGCACGGCUGGAGCGGCAUCUGCGGGAGCGUGUGGACGCGAAGCUGGAGCUUUCGCGCACGGCUGCGAGGUCGGAGACGGACCGGUUUGUGGCUCAGAUGACGAUAAGCACGAGCGGCGCGACGCUGCGAGGGCAGGAGAGUGGGUUGACGCUGUUCGCGGCGGUGGAUGCGGUUGCGGAUGUUAUGGACAAGCAGAUACGGCGAUAUAAGGGCAGGGCGUACAGGACUUCGCAGGCGCGCAGGUCUGCCAGAAACCAGGCGAUUCGGGAGGAUGUGGGCGCAUUGAUUGAGGAGAUCGUUGCCGUUGACGAUGAGGAGCAAGAUGAGUCGAUUGAGGAACUGGGGAAGGUGGUGCGCGUGAAGAGCUUCUCGAUGGAGCCGAUGAUGGUCGAGGAUGCUAUCAUGGAAAUGGAACUGCUGGACCAUGACUUCUUUCUAUUCCACAACGCGGAGAAUGACAGGCACAGCGUGGUGUACAGGCGGACGGACGGGGACUAUGGGAUGAUAGAGCCUGAGAGGGUGUAG
Messenger RNA from Geodia barretti, 597 nucleotides. Lineage: Eukaryota; Metazoa; Porifera; Demospongiae; Tetractinellida; Geodiidae. The record is from the annotation of a GenBank genome assembly.